AUGGGCGACGGCAAUAUGGAGGACUUCGAAGAUGACAUGUAUAUUAUGGACGACGCGGAGUAUGCAAACGAGGCCGCUGCCGCCGAGCUUGCGGACGAACUUGUCGAGCUCGACAAGAAGAACAGCAACCUCCUCGAUGAGUGGAACCGUGUAGGAUCGUUCUUGUUCAAGGUGGCUGACGAGUCCAAAGCUCGAACGGUGCACUGGUGGUGCCGCUAUCGGUACGCGGAGCUAAGUCGCUUCAUGCUACGCUUGGUGUUUGCAAGAAAGGACAACAGCGCUACAUUGAAGUGGAUUAAGGAAAGCCAUCGACAGUUGGGGCUAUGCACAGAUUGCAUGCAGGGGUACCAAAAUUCUUUGACGACUCUCGCGGCGGAACUGCGCGACGAAAUCGGGUCGGAUGGCGCAAAGAAGGCGUUUCAAAUCCUCGUCGAGUUUGACAUGAUGCGAUUCAAGAAGUUAUGGUCGAUGGGAUCCAUGGAAAAAAGCUUGAACGCAAAGGAAAGCAAAGACCAGAUUACCAUGGCAUUGUUCGAACUGUUUUCGUCCCCUCGCAUGCUGCGGGACAACCGCUUCCUCAAGCCGUUGCAAAAGUGGAUAUCCGACGUGCCCACUGAAGUUCAAGAAUACUGCGAUUUUUCCGCCCUGACUUCGUUGCCUGGACUGUUCGUUUUGUCCAUCUGCCCCGACUCGACGUUGCGAUCAUGGAGUGCCCAAAAAGCGGCAAAAGAAGCGACAAAACUCACGCCGUCGCUCGUGAACUACAUGGAAGAGCUCAUGUACGUGCUCGAGAACGACGCGUUCGACAAGCCUUGGACCGACAUGGACGUUCCAUCGACGGCGCACUUUGACUUGUUUGUCACUUCCGGGCAGUGUACAAAGUCGCCAUCGCCCCAAGUGUUCUGGGCUGGUUUGGACAUUCUGUUCCAGGCGUUGGACGAACCAAGCAAGGAAACGCUCCUCCGUCGCUUCAAAAACUUGCCGGACCUUGUGUUUUCAUGUCUCCAAGAUGCCAAUCCCGCCCAAACCCAAGCAUUACCUCUGCAGGGCCUCUUGGUGGUCACCCGAUGCUAUCGCAUGCUGCUGGCCACCCUGAAACAUCGUUUCUGGGAGCACACGGCGUACGAUCCAUCAACUGUCUUGGACGUGAUCCUGCGUCAAUGCAAAGAAAAGGCGUGGAAAGAAUUCAUCGUAAUUGGUUUCCUGGACCUUUUACCGGCACUGCUGUGGUCCCUACGACCAGAGCUCGACGGCGACACCAUCACCGCCAUCGCCGACGACACCAGUACCCAAACCUACUUCUCCACGCGGACCGCCAUCUACACGUUUCUCCUGUCAAGCGCAAGAGUGUAUGCCAACCAUGCUGUGCUGCUUCCCACGGCCGUCAAGGUGUUGUAUACGAUAGUACGGGAAGCCUACGGAGUGAAGCAAAGCACGACUCCAACUGCCUCCAAGGACGGUGACCUCCCUGGCGACCACACCGUCGAAAUCGUCACACCCAGGUACACGUAUUGGUGGCCGUACCCACGGCCAGAACUGGACGACGCUCGGAAUGCUUCGUGUUUUGCGUCCGAAUGGAUGGAGCACCUAUUCCACACGAUCAAGACGUCAACGUUGCUUCAAUUGGUGGACGCAGCCGCGUCCACGAUCUCGCUCGUCCUUCAAAAGCACAUGUACUUAAUACGAGACGCCUUGAUCGGGGGAUUCGACGUCCCUGGCCUGCUCAGCAGCACGUGGCUCCUUGACAACUUGUGUGCGUGGAAAGACGUCGAAAAGAUCCCUCUCACCGUCCAUGCUGCGUUGUUUGAGUGUGUGGGGGUCACUGCCUACUUGUGCCACGUCGUGCCCACUUCACCGCACUUGCGCGAGUUCCAAGAGCGGUUGGUGCCGUACCUGACUGUCCUCACCCAUGAAAUUGCCGAGAAAGGUUUGUAUAAUGUCCUGAAAAUCCCAGCCGUCGCCCAGCAUAUAUCAAUGUGCUUGAUCUCAACGCACCCGACCAUCCGAGCCAGCAUCAAAACUCUGGUCAUGCAUGGCGGGUCCCCGGCGAGCACGUUUGUGAACAACGUGUCCACAGAGCCCAUCAAUGUGUCGUACAAGCGACUUGUCGAGUACAACAUGCCGUCGUUUUGUCGGGGAGUGAUGUCCACGUUGUUAUACAUGCGCAGCCAAGGCCACCACGUCAGCGUGUUGAAGGAAGUGCUGCAGUAUUGGACAUAUGUCUUGGAAGGGUUGCCUAGUCAAAUGUUUGAUGCGAUCGCGGCAGCAACCGGGUCGACGUUGAGAGGUCGCAUGUCACUCCUCCGAUUCCCCCGCCUCAUGCACGAUUUCUUUUGCACUGCGCUGCACACAAGCCACACCAUGGAAGAAAGCUACGGCGUUCGAUUGCUGCGAUUCGUCAAGGUGAUGUGGCGCUUUUGGUGGAUGUUUCAACCGCGCAAGCACAAGUCGAUGGAAUUUGCCGGCAAUCGAGUGCUACUUCUCUUGCUCCGACAUGCGCUGGCGCAUCCGAGCAUUGCAAUUCAGCGACGAGUCGUGGACUUGGCCAUGUACAUCAUCGGGGAACUGGGCCACGCCAAGGACUACGCAUCCUUUCGCCUUGAUACGUGCAUUGAAGACGAACUGGUCAAGAUGUCCGCGGCUUGGAACACUUCCGUGGAACCGAAUGUAGUCGCCAUUGACGUGUGGAGCGCACCAGCCGAACUGGCAAAACUCCGCGCCGCAAUCACGAAGUUAACGUCGAAAAUGCAAGCCCGCAAGGUGGAGGUCAUCGUCGACGACAAAGACGACGACGUUGUCGAGCAUUCGCAAUAUUAUAAUCCGUGGCACACGAAACCAAACCGAAAGAAAGCACCACUGCAGUAUCACCAAACCAGACUAUUUGGAUUCAGUGGGGAAAUUGCCGACAGCAAGCAAGAGCGGCAGCGCAAACGCCUCGAUGCGACCGAAUCAGAGCUGGAAAAACUCAACAAAGGCCAGUUCCGGACGAGUCGGACAUCGUCCAAAGGCAUGACGACGCGGAUGACAGCGGACACGGUGAAGAACGCCCCCAGUCAAUUACAUGGAUUUUACAACGACGAAGAAGAUGUCAAGCGACUGGUGGAAGAACGAGCGAGGCAAAUCAUGAAAAAGACCAAUGAAGCAAGAGCAUUAAGAGAGGCCGAAAUGAAGGAUGUCAUGUCGCAUGACCCGACUCCGCCUGUGCGCGGAACAGUCACGCUCAAACCAACCCCACAUAACGUCCAGCGCCCGGCGCCCGUGACCACGGAGCCAGAAAUCCCAGUCGAAAACUACAAGAUAUUGAACGUCGUGCGGCAAGUUCGAACCAUGCGCGUGCCAAUAGCCCCAGCGUCGUUGCAUCCAUUUUUCCGCCAAGUUCUGCUUGUCGUGUCUGUUUUGGCCGAGCAAUCCGGCGAUGUGGCCGAGCUUCAAGUGCCGGGCGUGAAUUUUGCUAGCGCUGGAGCUUACCAUGCUGUGUUUGCCCCGUUGAUGCUUGAAGAAUGCAAAAGCGAUAUGGUUGAAGCGUGGAACAAGGUCGAUGCACUGAAGCCCACUCGUCUGCGCCUACAGUCGGAGCAUGCUCGAGACAAUAUGCGGGUGAUUGUCGUGACGUGUCCGGCCAAACAAGCCACUCAGUUCCGAAACCAUGAUGUGUUGUACUUGCGUGGUGUUAAUAAUGCGGACGCGACCGUCGGCAUCUUCGUCAAGCCCGAGCGAAAGGACCGACCGCAGCAAAAGCCAGACGCCAACGGCGCCACGGACAUGCAAAUUUUGAUUCUGUCGAGCGACGACAUGGCGCAAGACGUGAUGUUGAACGCCAUGGACGAAUUCGACGGGAGGGUGUUGGGCAACCUCACGACCGCUGCGCGUGAAUACGUGGCCAUGAUGGCAUUGGAUUUGAUCCCGAUGCACCUGCGCAAGGUCGUGCUGUCGCCAGAGUCGUGCCAAUCGACGCAAAGUUUAUUGAUUUCCAUGGUGUCAGAUUUUGACAAGUGGAAAGAAAUGCCGUGCGACGAAUCGACCGAGCUGCUGAGGCGAAGUUUGAAGAAACUGAGCAAGUUGCCGAUUCAGCUGGAAGACUUGCGCUCGACAAAUAUUGGCGUGGCUGUGCGAAAGCUGAAAAAGUACAAAGGCGACGAAACCAUUCCGACGAUGGCGCAGCAACUCAUGACGCGGUGGCAAAAGUUGCUCACGGCAUCUGACGCGUUGCACGUCGCUCCAGUGUUUGUGCCGCAACCAAUGUGGGACGUAGUGCGUCCCAUGUACAACAGCUCGCAGUUGCAAUCGAUUCACUCCGUCUUGAGCAACUACGAGUCCGGCGUGAGUCUCUUGCAAGGCCCUCCUGGUACCGGCAAGACCAAGACGAUCCUAGGCCUUGUGGCUGGCCUGUUGUCGAUUCAACUACCAGCGGCCACAAGAUCUCACACACCCAGGCCCGCCAUGCGCUUCAGUGUCCAAAACGAUGGCGUGAGUCGCACAAGCAUCCAACAAAUAAAAAAUCAAUCGCUCAGUCGGCAGCGAUUGAAUGGCGUCAUGGCAGGCACGGCGAAUCGAAUGGGCGUGCUCCAUCGUUCGACCGGUUUGUCCGUGUCGAAACUAACGCAGGAGAAAGGCCACACGAAUCACAUCCUGAUUUGCGCGCCAUCCAACGGAGCCGUGGACGAGCUGAUCAUGCGCCUCGUGACGGACGGGAUCGUCGGCCCGACUGGUGCCCAGCUUGCCGUCGUGCCGCCAACUCUCCAGCGAGCGUCGCCUUUGCCGGUAGAAAAUCAACCCAAGAACAAGGACAUGACAAUUGUUCGGUUGGGGUCCACAGCGGACGACUCGCCCGACGCCGUCAAGCACGUGUGCUUGAAACCUGUCGUACGGCGAAACAUCGAAAUCCAUCCCAAGUACCAAGCGUGGAAAAUCCUCGAGACGCGAGAGAACCAGCUGCGCGACCACAUUCGAACCUUCCACGCACAAACCGACCCGGCCAAAAAGAAGGAUAAGCGCCAAAUGACCGCGUGGCAUCGCGAGCUCAACGAAGUGCAAGGCAAAAAGCGGCGGUUGCAAGACGAAGUCCAAAACCUCGAACAACAGAUCACGACGUCCAUCCUCAUGCAGGCCAACAUCAUCGUCUGUACAUUGUCCAAGUGCGGAUCGGGUGACUUGGACGUUCUGACACGAGGGUUUGAUGCCGUGAUUAUCGACGAAGCCGCUCAAGCAGUCGAAUUGAGCACGUUGAUUCCGCUCCGUGAACGCGUGGCCCGGGCCAUUUUUGUUGGAGACCCCAAGCAGCUCCCGGCGACGGUCAAGAGUGUUCGCGCCCAAGAGUUCUUGUACAAUCGAUCGCUCUUUGAACGUCUGGCCGAAGGUGGUGUGCCCCGCGCGAUUCUUCGAGUGCAAUAUCGCAUGCAUCCGUUUCUCCGUGAAUUUCCGUCCAAGUGCUUUUACGGUGGUAUCUUAAACGACGGCGACGUGAUCGGCACGCGCGUCCUCGCGCUCGGCAACACCGUAUACAAGCACCCGUUCUUCCAACCGUUUUUGCUGUUUGAUAUUGAUGGGCGCGAGUCCAAUGGCCCUGGCGGGUCCAAGUGCAACAUGGACGAAGCUCAAUUUGGCCUGGCCAUGGUCGCCAUGCUGUAUCAAAAAAUAGCGCUUGUUCGAUCCAAUCGAUGGUCCAUCGGGUUCAUUACCCCGUACAAGGAGCAAGUCAACACGUUGAAAACGCUGGUGCGGCAGCAAGGCUUCCAUGACGUCGAAGUAAACACGGUCGAUGGGUUUCAGGGCCGUGAAAAGGACGUGAUCAUUUUCUCGUGCGUGCGAACUGAGAGCAUUGGGUUUCUCCGCGAUCUCCGGCGACUUAACGUCGGCAUGACGCGUGCGCGCUACUGUUGUUUUGUGCUUGGAAACGUCCCGACAUUAAACCGUGACCCGACGUGGCGGCAACUCGUGGACAGCGCGGCGAGUCGUCAACUCUUGAUUCGAGCGGGUCGACGACGGUUUGAAGAAGUGGUGGAACGGAUGGACCGCGACGACCGACUGAAGGAGCACUUUGCAUCGAUGCAUGCUUCGUUGAUAGGCAAAUACUCCAACGACGUGGGUAAACGAAAACGCUCGCCAAGCCCGGCACCCGAAGCACGACCACCGAAAGAAGUCAGAACGGAGAAAUCGCCCCCACCCCCUCCGACAAACAUCCCAGGCGCAGAACCAGUCUGGAACACACUGGCAAAGAGGCACGCAGACACUGCGAUGUCCGCAGACAACUAG
Molecule: messenger RNA, 6252 nt
Organism: Aphanomyces invadans
Lineage: Eukaryota; Oomycota; Saprolegniomycetes; Saprolegniales; Verrucalvaceae
Exons: 22
Coding region: 1-6252 (2083 amino acids)
Cellular component (GO): nucleus
Molecular function (GO): helicase activity
Source: RefSeq, a predicted model, not a curated record